Spodoptera litura is the source of this 2231-nucleotide messenger RNA. It is a transcript of the gene CPR133, whose product is annotated as cuticular protein RR-2 motif 133. The record is from RefSeq and is a predicted model, not a curated record. Lineage: Eukaryota; Metazoa; Arthropoda; Insecta; Lepidoptera; Noctuidae. Gene Ontology annotation, cellular component: extracellular matrix.
ACUUCAGGGGAUAUCUAAAGAACGAUAUCUUUAUAUGCUCAAUUCGCUCAAUAUAAUAGACACCUACCUACAUAUUGUCGCCACGACUGUCUCCCAUUGGAAACAAAGACAAUAGACCGUCAAACAUGAUUCUAUGUAUCGUGAAUGUCGUGUGGUGAGUGAAUGAAACUCUUUGGCUUCAUUUAUCACCAUACCAUAGAUAAGGGAUGUUUUUAAUUAGCCUCAUUUUUAAAUAUUAAAAAAAAUGUAACAUACAUGAAACUUUAUGGCCAGUCUUUUCCCCCGCUAGCCAACUAGAGGGGGCUAUCAACAAUGCGUAGUAUAAGAAGGUACGUCGCCACCAGCCAGCACAUUUGUUUACGAGACACUCGAAGACACGACAUAAGUAAAUCGUUAAAAUGGAUUACAAAAUUAGAGCACUCCCCCUGUUCCUGGUUGUAGCUACAGUGGUGGCGCAGUACGGCGAGGAGUUUGGUGGCUACGAGGGGUACCACAAGGCGCCCAUACAGCUGCAUCACCAGCAGAGCUUGGACGACCACCACGGGGAGGAGUAUGAUAUGGAUUACCAUGCGCACCCAAAAUACUCAUUCGACUACUCCGUGAAGGACCCACACACUGGUGACCACAAGGAACAUUGGGAGACCAGAGAUGGUGACAAAGUCAAAGGAACCUACACCCUUAUCGAGACGGACGGCACAAAACGCGUGGUGGAAUACGAAGCUGACGACAAGAACGGCUUCAACGCGGUCGUGCACAAGAUAGGAACGCCCAAACACGACGAGUUCGAACACAAACCCGUGCACGAGUAUGAAGCUAAACCUGCAUUAGAACCUCUGCACUACCAACACGAUUACGGUCAUUUCGAUGAAGGUUUCGUGCCCGUUUCUGGGGGAUUUGGACAUUAAAAUGUAUUAGGCUACAGGUAAAAAAUUAUAAAGGAUUUUGUUCGAUGAUAUUCUUCGAUACAUUUUAUCACAUCAUUUACAAUAAGUCCACUGAACAAGAGCAUCUCCCAAUGUCUUCUCGAUCAAUCUCCGUGACAUUUAUCAAGUCGUCUAUUCACCUUUAGGGUGGACGUCUAGCGGACCAAUGUCCAAAAACAUACAUAAUUACACCCAGAGAAGGGCACAAUUUGUAGAUACAAGCACUAGUUGUUCUAAUUUUAUAAUGGCACUUUACCUAGAUAAAGACAGUAUUUUGUUAUUUAGAAAUACGAGACAACAGAAUUUGAACUCCACUUGUUAACAGAUAAAGUUCAAAAUUUUACAUACGUGCGCUGACGUGGUGCAUUGUAAUAUCAACGAACAUAAUCCUACUAAUAUAAAACCUGUAGUUUAAUAUAAAUUGGAUUUCGACACCUUUUAAUUCCUUAGUUCAUUAAACAAAGACGGACUGACUCCAAACAGCUUCGCGAUGCUCAAACUAUGAUUUUUAAAUGCUUUAAUUAUAUAGCUAUACUUGUAGGCUAUAAGUUAUUAUAAUUUAAUUCUAAGAAUGUCAAUUUAAAACUGUAUUCUGUAAUACAUUUCUGGUUGUGUAUGAGAGAACUUGAACUCUGAAACGACAAUGAAAUCAGACCUUACAGCACUCAUAAUAAGGACGAAAAUAUUACUUUUAGUGUGUUGACUUAUACAUAGGUCAUGUCAUAUGAUGAUAAUUGUAUUCAAUAAGAAUUUCAUUAAUUUAAAGUACUCACUCAUAGAAGAGAGAAAAAAAAAACUAAUUUUAAUUUCAUACAAAAAUGAAAUCGGGCAACUAUCGGCCGACAAGGCAACAAUUUUGGUUACCGUGUUGUAACGAGUGUCUCACGAAUUAUAAUUAUUUAUUAGUUAAGUACAACGGAAUGUUAGAACAUUUCGUCUAAGUUAAGCCCCGACUGUAUUGUUCUGUUUUGUAGUUUUAAGUGUUGUACAAAACUCUUGCGAUUGAAUAAACCUUUUAUUGUUAUAACCUUGUAUUAAUUCUGCAUAACAAACUACUACUAUAAACCAAACUUACAACUAAUAAACAAGCUGGUACCGAACUGCGAAAGCAUAAAAUCAUUAAACGAAAACCGAAAUUAUAAUUUAAACUUACCUUUCAAUCUAGUAAGCAAGCUGAAACCUAAAACAACUCUAUCGCAACCAGCGGUCUAAAAACCGCUCUAAAACGCAGAAAAACCAAAAACCAAACAAUACUACUACGGUCCACACUCUGGUCGUAGUGGUUGCGCAACUGUCGGGCCACUAUCU